AUGUCGACUGCUUCUCUUUCGUCUAGCAUAUUGGCGUACGAGGUAGAACACGGAAGAUCAUACCACGCUGUAAGGUCACCCUCGUCCGAAUUCUCUUACCAAGAAGAACAAGACAGAAUGGAUAUCCAGUAUCAUGCAUUACGAAUUCUUUUCCACGGAAAACAUUUCUACGCGCCAAUCGACAAAAGUCCACAGUGUAUACUGGAUAUUGGAACAGGCACGGGUAUAUGGGUAAUGGACGUUGGUGAUGAGUAUCCUAGCGCUAAAGGAUUAGUAAUUGGAACGGACUUGAGUCCAAUACAGCCUCAAUUCGUUCCCCCGAACGUUCAGUUUGAGAUUCAUGACUGCACCGAAUACCCUUGGACGUUUCCUGACAACUCGAUCGAGCUCAUCCAUACUCGCAUUACAAACGGCUUUGCAGUUCGAGAGUGGAAAUCUUUCUUUCAAGAGUGCUACAAUCAAGAAUUCGAUCUCAUGGCUUUCUCGGAUGAUAAGACCCUGCCCAGCAAUAGCGCAGUGGUGAAAUGGUGUACGCUUAUGAAUGAAGGUGGUUUAAAGGCGGGAUUCGACCUUCGUCUCAAUAGUGAAACGAUUAGGAUUGCAAUGGAAGAGCCUGGCUUCAAAGGGAUCACAGUGCUGGAUCUUAAGCUUCCAAUUGGAUUGUGGCCUGCAGAUCCACGGCUUCGAGAGGCAGGAAAGUUUGGUUUGGGGGCCAUGCUUCAAGGGUUACAAGGCAUUUCUCUUGCAACUUUCACGCGAUUUCUGGGCUGGCAGGUAGAGGAGCUGGAGGUUCUGCUGGCUCAGGUGAGAAGCGAGUGGAGACAAAGGAGGGUUCAUUCAUACUGGCCUAUCUUUGUCGUUUAUGGAAGAAAGCCUCUUUUGAAGUAA
Molecule: messenger RNA, 888 nt
Organism: Hyaloscypha bicolor E
Lineage: Eukaryota; Fungi; Ascomycota; Leotiomycetes; Helotiales; Hyaloscyphaceae
Product: S-adenosyl-L-methionine-dependent methyltransferase
Exons: 10
Coding region: 1-888 (295 amino acids)
Source: RefSeq, a predicted model, not a curated record